AUGACGCAGGGUGGCCGCGGGGUGGUUGGACCAUCAUUGGGGGGCGGCGCGGGGCAGCGAGCAGUCUCCUCCCGCGUCCCGCUCGAUCCUCGCCCUCCACCCGCGGCCCUCGCUGGCCAGGACGCUGCCGGUUCCGGUGAUAAUACCUCGAAAGUGGCGAAUAUACUCAACAUGCUAAGUAUUCACCAACGUAUUCGGGAGAUUGAUUGGGGGUUGUACCGUAUUAGAGUUCAUAACAUCUUCAUAAAGCUCAUACGCACCCGCAAUCCAAACGAGCCCGAAGGUGCUCAAGGAAGCCAAGAAGGUGCCCAACCAGGUGCAGAACAAGGGAUUCGAUUAACGAGAUGCCUUACCACCAGGGAUCUCACAUCCCUGGGCGUCGGAUCUUGUGUUGGUACCGGAAUGUACCUGGUAACCGGGAUGGUGGCCAGCAGGUUUGCCGGACCGGGAGUAGCUGCGAGCUUCGUCAUCGCUGCUAUAGCCAGUCUAUUUUCCGGUGUCUGCUACGCCGAGUUUGGAGUUCGCGUUCCCAAUACUACCGGGUCUGCUUACAUGUACUCCUACGUCACGGUUGGAGAAUUUGUUGCUUUCGUGGUCGGCUGGAAUAUGGUCCUUGAAUAUGUGAUUGGUACGAGUGCUUGCGCCCGCGCAUUGAGUGCCUGUAUCAAUACCUUGUUCAAUGGAGCUAUCGAGCGAUCCGUCGGCAAUAAUGUUGGAACCCUUUUCGGCAAACCUCCUGAUGUCCUUGCUUUUGGAAUUACUCUGAUGAUGACAAUGGUUUUGGUCGCUGGCGUUAAAAAAUCACUCGCUUUUAAUAACGUUCUCAACGCUGUUAACCUAACUGUAUGGGUAUUUAUCAUUACCGCUGGGAUCUUUUACAUCGAUGUCGCUAACUGGACGGAGCAUAAAGGAUUUCUACCGUACGGUUGGAGUGGUGUUUUUAGCGGUGCAGCGACUUGCUUCUACGCUUUUAUCGGAUUUGAUAUCAUUGCUACUACUGGAGAAGAGGCCAAUAAUCCCAAGAAGUCCAUCCCUCUUGCGAUUAUACUAAGUCUAGGUAUCAUUACAAUAGCUUAUGUCAGCUGUUCCUUCAUCCUGACAUUGAUGGUGCCCUAUGACCAAGUAGAUACCACCUCGGCCUUGGUGCAAAUGUUUGAUUACGUCGAUGCCCCCACCUGCAAAUUCAUUGUGGCAUUAGGUGCUCUUGCUGGUCUUACUGUUGCUAUGUUUGGCUCCAUGUUCCCCAUGCCGAGGAUUCUUUAUGCCAUGGCCCAAGACGGUCUCAUCUAUCGUCCGCUAAGCGUUGUGUCGCCUCAGACUAGUUCGCCGACAUUUGCUACGGUGAUCGGUGGGAUCACUGCGGCUUUGGUUUCCUUGGUAGUGCAACUUGAAAUCCUCGUUGAAAUGAUGAGUAUUGGAACUCUUAUCGCUUACACUUUGGUUGCCACCUGCGUGCUGAUUUUGCGUUACCAACCUAAUGCCAACAACCUGAUCGAACUGCUGCCGCAUAGUUUACGUACACCGAUUGGACCUGAGGGAACCGCUGGACGGCGAGAAACCACAAUAGAGCACGAUUUGUUACAGGUGACCUCUCAUACCCAGCUGGCCCCUAGUCAACGCAUAAUGAUUCGACGAGUGACCCAGAGUUCUCCGGAUUCUGAUGACACCAUACCCGAUGACAGCGAGGAAUAUUUCCGCGAUGACACCUAUCUCAUGAAUCCCACCGUUGAUAACAACAAGUUUUACGGAAAUAUACACUGCGGUCUGUCAGGCGGUACGACGCGCUGCGGAAGAUUUUUCAACAACAUUUACCGUCGGCUACAGGGCUUAUCUUACCUUUGCCCCGGUCUCUUUCCAUGGGUAGAAAAUGGACCGGCAUCCGAAGCGUCAGGAAUUUUCGUGGUCAAAGCUGUUGGCAUUAUGUUUGUGUUGAUAAUAAUUUUCGACCUGCUUGCUGCCUAUGCGACUCCGUCAUCUUUUGACUUUACUGCCGUCGUAACGAUGCUGCUAUUCUUCGCCAUAUUUACUAUCUUGCUCAUGAUCUCGAGGAAACCACAAAAUCGAAUUAAUCUGAUUUACCUUGCGCCAUGGUUACCUUUUGUGCCGACAAUUGCGGUUACCAUCAAUAUUUACCUGAUAUUGAACCUUUCGAUCUUGACGUUGUUGCGUUUCACGAUUUGGAUGGUCCUUGGUCUGAUUGUAUAUUUCAAAUACGGAAUUAAAAACUCUGUCCUGGAAAACCCUCCCGCGCAAGAUUCUAUUCCGCCACUGUAUCCUAACCCCUUGGAUCGGGCUACCAUUCCCCCUAUUUCUAGCCAGCCGCGUCCUAUUGGAGAUCGCAAUAUCUUUGAAGGCGAUGGAAACAACCGGAUGUUUGGAUCUGAUUUUUCUCAACCCGUACUCACUUGGCAUGUGUCUAAUCUGACGCCCCUCCCGUCGUCCAGCUAUGAGUCCUCUACCAGCCUUGGCAUUUCCCCUGGAUCGGAAAAUACUCGAGAUCAAGCCAAUAGCUCGUCCUUGCGUGGUACUUCUGGCCACACCUUCAUGAACCGUGAACACUCUCUCAAAAGUGGCGCAUCUAAUACCAACACAGGAUUUAAACAGAUCGAAACUCGUUACGAUGCUAAGACCGACAGCGUUUCUUUGCAUACCUCGAGCCGUCCUCCUUGGGCAAACCCGGACUCUCUGCAUGGCAAUUGGGACGAUUAA
Messenger RNA from Papilio machaon (common yellow swallowtail), 2709 nucleotides. Its product is annotated as probable cationic amino acid transporter. Bases 1 to 2709 code for a protein of 902 amino acids. Gene Ontology annotation, molecular function: amino acid transmembrane transporter activity. The transcript has 19 exons. Lineage: Eukaryota; Metazoa; Arthropoda; Insecta; Lepidoptera; Papilionidae. The record is from RefSeq and is a predicted model, not a curated record. Gene Ontology annotation, cellular component: plasma membrane. Gene Ontology annotation, biological process: transmembrane transport; amino acid transport.